Mesocricetus auratus (golden hamster) is the source of this 651-nucleotide messenger RNA. It is a transcript of the gene Smim23, whose product is annotated as small integral membrane protein 23. NCBI's taxonomy places the organism in Eukaryota, Metazoa, Chordata, Mammalia, Rodentia, Cricetidae. The transcript is spliced from 4 exons. The record is from RefSeq and is a predicted model, not a curated record. Bases 87 to 509 code for a protein of 140 amino acids.
CAAGGAGUGGGGGAGGGGAGGCACCUACCUGCCUGUCCAUUGAAAGUACUUCCAUUCACCCAAGAAGUCUGACCUUCAGCAGAGACAUGGCAACCCAGAAGAUGGGAGGCAGGGGGCAAGGGACAGCUGAGCUGCUUGAACAGAGAAGGAGCAGCCACAGUGAUGACAGGAAGCAGACACUGUUAGCUCUGCUGGUCUUGGUGCUGUACCUGGGUACAGGGAUAUCAGGAAAUGGCUGGGAAGUAUCAGGACGGACCAGGGACUGCAACCACGCCCAGAAUCCUGUGGCAUCCCAGGGCUUUGAGUAUCAGACCUAUGAACCCGCUAAAGAGCCAAUAAGGACCCUCAGGAAGUGGCUGAAGAUAAAUUUGCAUGACUUUUUGGAGAAGCUAGAGAAAGAAGUAAGAGAGCUGGAACAGCUGGUGCGUGACCUGGAAUUCUGGCUUGAUGCACUUCUGGGAGAGCCACGCCCAGAAGAUCCCUGCUCCACCCACAAGGGUCAUUUGUGAAGGGCAGGCAGGUGCUGGGACCCGGGGAUCAGAAGACACAGUAAUGAUCGGGCUCUGACACUUGCUGCUCCAGGCAGGCUUGAGAAAAUAAAGGUUGAGAGGAUAAGUGUAGACACAGCUUCUGCUUCUCCCUGGUCCUACA